AGUCAGAUGGUACAUUCCGCCUGCUGCGUCAUCCAUUGUUUACAAACCAACGAGCGGAGCUGCUUUCUGUCGGGCAGCGUGGUGAACGUGGACGCCGGCAAUUUGCGCUGCCAUUCAUUUGGUUGUAAAAAACAGCGUCCAGACCAGAACCGAACACGCCAAAAUGCCUUGCCGAAAGGAGAACUACAUCUUUCUGGAGCAGUCCGUCACUGUGGAUUCCAAGGAGGUGGACGCUCUUGUGACAAAAAUCGGCGAGGCUUUACAGCUUCACAACAAUAGCGCCAACCAGACGAUGUCGUGUCUGCACGGUCUCGCCAGCAGCAGCAGCAGCAGCAACAACAGCGGCGGCGGCGGCGGCGGCGGCGGCCACAGCAGCUCCAAGCAGAGCGGCGGCAGCACGGGCAACCCGAGGCGGAACGGCUGCUGUAUCCGCCUCCGGAGCAGAAAUCUACGGAGCCGAGCAAGCCCGUACAACAUACCGGGAUCCAGCGAUCAGGAGUGGGACCAUUUUAAAACGUGGAACCGAAAAGGAAUCGACGUUACGAGUGGCGAGGACGACCCCCAUCAACUGCUCCAGGAACUGAUAUUGUCUGGAAAUCUGAUUAAAGAAGCAGUCCGACGACUUCAGUUCUCCUCGGAGUCGGAACACGAUUUCGCCAAACAAAUAGACUGAGAUUGCCUUUGAAAAACGCAGCACGGGCUUUUCACUCUGUUCCCCGGCGUGCUGGGUUGGGUUGGCUGGGUGAGGUGAUUAGACAUGUGGGGGCGUAGACGUCGUUAGCUGGCUAGAUUGCUAACUCUAGCUUAGCGAGUUAACAGGACUUAUAGUCAUACGUUGAUGUUUUUCUGAAGGUUUGUAAAAACGAACUUUACUAAAAACCUAGUUCAUGUUUGUAUGGUGUCGGGUAGAAACUGAAUUUCGGCCGUUGGUUACCCGGUGUCGUGUUUUUGUUUGAAAUGUGACUAACUUACAAAUUCUGGGUCACUGCAAACGGUCACUGUAAGGUUGGCUGUGACCAGCGCCUCAAGGCGGGCGGUUUGUCUCCAGCUCCACACCCUGCGUGUUCAUUUGUGUUUUUGUAACCGUGUUACUGUCUAGCAGGCUGAUGACCCAAGUUACCAAACGUGUGGUGCGCCUCGUUCGGAGGUGUAGCGCUGUGUGUGCUCUUUAUCCGAGUGAACACCAUGAGAGCUCCCUGCCUCGUUAUGGCGAUGGGCUGUCCGCUGGGACUCGCCAGCGUUUUGUUUAUGCUCAGCCUGAACAGUGAGAUGCCCCCUUUCACUGGUUUGUUGUCUUUUUUUGGACUCCAGAGGGCCUUUUUACAAAUCACGUGGACUUUUUUUCGUCCAGCGAGUUUCAUUGUGGGAAAUAUAUGGACUACUUGGGCAUUUUUGAGCUUAAGCCCAGUACUUGAGCAUUUUUGAGUACAAGCCCAGCGUUUGCUAUCUGAAUGGGAGAGACGUGGAGACCAUAAAUCACAACAGAGACACCGGUGCUUUGAGGAUUCCUGCGUGGAGUUCGCUUGUUUCUCUGCUCUCACUCUGUACACUGUCUGUACGCUUCGUAACGAAGUAUUUUUUGAACAGUCCUGAUUUUUUUUCAGGCAGUUUGGUGUCUACAAUAAACACGGUGUCUUUUUCCAUUGGCU
Messenger RNA from Pygocentrus nattereri (red-bellied piranha), 1649 nucleotides. Its product is annotated as glycogen synthase kinase binding protein. The record is from RefSeq and is a predicted model, not a curated record. The transcript has a single exon. The coding region runs from base 164 to 673 and encodes 169 amino acids. NCBI's taxonomy places the organism in Eukaryota, Metazoa, Chordata, Actinopteri, Characiformes, Serrasalmidae. Gene Ontology annotation, cellular component: cytoplasm.